This is a messenger RNA of Penaeus chinensis, 516 nucleotides long. RefSeq lists its product as uncharacterized. The record is from RefSeq and is a predicted model, not a curated record. The coding region runs from base 1 to 516 and encodes 171 amino acids. NCBI's taxonomy places the organism in Eukaryota, Metazoa, Arthropoda, Malacostraca, Decapoda, Penaeidae. The transcript has 2 exons.
AUGGGGGAUCAAGAUCCAGAGAAAGCAGUAGAAAUGCAGGGUUUGAAGCUGAACAGAGUCCAAGAGUUUAAGUACCUUGGUUCCACAGUGCAAAGCGACGGGGCAUCAGACAAGGAGGUUGGUAAGAGGAUACAGGCGGGAUGGAAUGCUUGGAGAAAGAUCACUGGGCUGCUAUGCGACAGACGGGUCCCAGCAAAGCUGAAGGGCUGGAUAUUCAAGACAAUGGUACGACCGGCGAUGCUGUAUGGGAUGGAGGCAGUCGCGGUAACGAAGGGACAAGAGAGGAAGAUGGAAGUAGCUGAGAUGAGGAUGCUACGAUUCUCACUGGGAAAGACCAGGCUAGACCGGGUACGAAACAGCACCAUCAGAGAGACAAUGGGGGUAGGCGAAUUAGAGAAGAAGCUGAGGGAGUGCAGGUUGAGAUGGCUAGGACAUGUGUUCUUCUCUCUGUCUAGCUCCUCUGCAUAUGCUUUAUUAGACUUCUUUUACAGUACCUCCAUAGUCUGUUCGGUCUAG